CGGAAAUACACAAUGGCUUCGCGUUCAGACUCUGGAGUUCCUCUCCUCAAGACGUGCCAGACGUGCUUCCACGCCAAGAUCCGAUGCGAAAAGUCACAGGACUCGGGCAAGUGCGAUAGAUGCCUGCGGCUCGGAAAGACAUGCGUCUUUAACCCGUCUCGGCGCCGGAAGGCCCUACGGCCAGGACCACCAAAGAAUCUCGAUGCAAGCCCUACGAGAUCGAGAUCACCAUCAAUCACGUCUGCCAAUGCAGCUUCUACUUCGAAAGAUGCCACUGGCAGUUCACCGGCUUUCUCCAACACGCCGGGCAGCAUUGACACGGACGCGACUUCAAGUCCGUUUGCCCGCGGUCUGCUAUCAUUUGAACAUGGCCAAGAUCUUUUGGACUUGUUUCGGACCAAGAUGACACCCCAUUUCCCGUUUGUAGUGGUCCAGGAGAACGUGACUAUCCAGGAUCUCGUCCGGGAGAAGCCAGCACUCUGCGUGGCCAUACUCUCAGCAGCUUCACAUGGGGAUCCCAAGCUUCAACGCGCUCUGGGUCAAAUGUUCAAUGAGAUCGUGGCCGUUCGAUUAAUCAAGGGCCCUUUUGCCACCAUCGACAUGUUGCAGGGGCUGCUGGUGCACUUGGCAUGGGCACAUUAUCAACAAGGGAGGAUGAAGUACUCUCAGCAUCUGUCACUAGCUGGUAGUAUUGUCUCGGACAUGAGGCUGGAUAGACCGCGGGUGGCUAGUCUCUGGGCGCUGAGCAGAGAAACGAAGCAAUCUGUCGGCAGUCUCAACCACGAUGAGAUGCGAGCCCUGGCAGGGAUAUAUUAUCUCUCGUCAAGUUCGGCAGUUCUACUGCAAAAGUCUCACCACUUCAGAUACACCCCUUACAUCCUCGAGUGCUGCCAUCAACUCACAGCAAGAACAAGCCAAUCAACCGAUAAACACCUCCCAUACAUCAUCUACCUUCAGAAACUUACCGAAGAAGUCGACGACGCCGUAACAGGAGCCACUUCUGCACAAUCAACCACAACACAACAACUUCCAGCCGAACUCCAUCGGAUAAGAGAACGAUACAUGACGACAAAAGCGUCACUGCCCUUUCCUCUAAGUGAAAGUCCAACCAUUCUCUUGCAGCUGCACGUCCUCGAUCUUCUCAUCUGUCAACCUUCACCAGACGGCGUCUCAUACGGACCCAACGGCUUCCAAAGCCUCCAAGCAGCAGGCGACCAAAACCGUCUCCUCGACUGGCUAUCCCAAAGCAUCUCGGCAGCCAAAUCUCUUAUCAGCGUCGUCCUCGUCUUGCCUCAAGGUGAAGAGGGCGCGAUGCCAAAUACCGGGUGGAUCAUGCUCUAUUGUGCGGUGUCGCUCGCGGUUCGGCUCGAUCUCGUGGCUGCGCAGGCGGAGAAUGCCCAGACGACAGGACAUCUUCGUCGUAUCCUCGACAUGCCUCAUACUCUCCGACAGAUCGUGCUUCGAAUGGAGGCUGCUUCAGGCCCAGAUGCAGGCGACGGAGAAAAGGAUCCAUUCUAUGGUCUCUCGCGACGAGCAAGGCGCAUAGAAAAGUGGUAUCUCGAACGUUGCGGUCCAACCGACUCACCAGAUGUCGCAAGCCUCUUUAACCCAUCUGUAUCCUCACCAGCCAAUGCCCUCGCCGCUCCAGAUCUCGGUCUCACACCAUCAUCUUUCGGAGAGCCGAGCAGUAUGGUACCGAGUCUGCAAGUAACAGGCGAGACGGACGAAUCGUGGACGUCGAACCUCUUGGCCGACCUUGAUGCCGAGAUUGGAAUGAACAACUUUUUGUAUACGGGGCCAUUCGAGUUUCUAGGAGACCAUCAGUUCUAG
Messenger RNA from Fusarium falciforme, 1830 nucleotides. RefSeq names its product Zn(2)-C6 fungal-type domain-containing protein. Lineage: Eukaryota; Fungi; Ascomycota; Sordariomycetes; Hypocreales; Nectriaceae. The coding region runs from base 13 to 1830 and encodes 605 amino acids. Gene Ontology annotation, cellular component: nucleus. Gene Ontology annotation, molecular function: transcription cis-regulatory region binding; DNA-binding transcription factor activity, RNA polymerase II-specific; zinc ion binding. The record is from RefSeq and is a predicted model, not a curated record. Gene Ontology annotation, biological process: regulation of DNA-templated transcription. The transcript is spliced from 5 exons.